CAUCGGCCCUUUGCCCCGCCCGAAAAAAAAUCUGUGGCCCGAGUCCGACCACACCCUUGCCGUCAACUGGAUAAACCUCUCCCCACACCACCGUACCGCCGCCGGCAAUCUCACCGAUGGCGCAUUCAUGCGUCUCCUCUUCCCUUAAUAUAACCUCAUCCUCACUUUCUAUCUAUUCCCCCAACCCUAGCUCCUCGCAUUCUUCAUCCUCCAAGAAGUUCUCUCUCCCACUCCAAACCCCCCGUUCACGGCAUGAAAUUUCCAGAAAAAGUAAUAAAUCGAACUUCAAGUGCUCUUCCGUGAGGGCUGUACACGCGCCGGAUUUUUCUGCGCCGGAAAGGAGCUCGCGAAGUGGUAUUUGGUCGAUUAGGGAUGGUUUGCAAAUUCCAUCAUCGCCAUACUUUCCAGUUAAUGCACGGGGGCCAAGGGGACCAUCACCCAUGGUGCAAGAGCGUUUUAUGAGUGUCAUCAGCCAGCUUUUAAAAUACAGGAUAAUACGAUGUGGUGGGGAAGUGAAUGACGACAUGGCAAACACAAUUGUAGCUCAGUUGCUCUGCCUUGAUGCUGCAGAUCCUACGAAGGAUAUAGUCAUGUAUAUUAACUCUCCUGGUGGAUCAGUUACAGCUGGUUAUGCAAUCUUUGACACCAUGAGGCAUAUUAGGCCCGAUAUCUCAACCGUAUGUGUUGGACUAGCUGCUAGUAUGGGAGCCUUUCUAUUGGGUGCUGGUGCUAAAGGUAAAAGAUAUAGCCUACCGAAUUCGAGAAUAAUGAUUCAUCAGCCUCUUGGCGGAGCACAAGGUUCGUCGACUGACAUUGAUGUUCAGGCAGAUGAAAUGAUGUAUCACAAAGCUAAUUUAACUGGCUAUUUGGCCCAAUUCACUGGCCAUAGCUUGAUGAAGUUAUACGACGACACUAAUUAUGAUUAUUUCAUGAGUGCUAAAGAAGCCAAAGAGUACGGGCUCAUAGAUGGUAUCAUCUUAAACCCUCUUAAAGCCCUACAACCACUUGCAGCUGCAGGACACAACAGUAAUAAUGAUUCGAGUGAUCAUAACUCAUAUGAUUUGGUCAUCUUGUAUGCAAAAGGUUUCAGCUUUGUUGAAAUUAAGUUUCAUGGGGAACUGGGAAGUGAUGCCGUGGCAAACUUGGGUGUUAAACUUACACAGCUGAAAAGGCAGAUACACUCAGAAAGAGUUGUUUCAGUUGGAGAAAAACUUGAGAAAAAUAGAAAGAAGGCUGAAGCUUAUAUUUCUCACCUCAAAGAAUUGGCUGCCUCACGGGCUGAUUGUGCUCUCCCAGGGAGCAAUAGUAAUUCAGGCAAUUUCCUUUCCUUGGGAAUGAACGAUCCUCUCUGCAAAGUUCAGGGGCGUAUGCAAGGGCAUGUGGAUAGAGAUGAUGCUGAUAGCGAAGAAGUUUUGUUCCCUAUGACUGCCAGACUUCCACUUGUUGAGAGAAUACCUCCCUAUACCACUUGGAUCUUCUUAGAUAGAAAUCAGAGAAUGGCUGAUGAUCAAUCAGUUGUGGGGCGUAGACGAAUUUACUAUGAUCCACAUGGUAGUGAGGCUCUCAUCUGUAGUGACAGCGAAGAAGAGAUCGUACAAGUGGAGAAGGAGAAAUAUGAUUUUUCUGAGGGCGAAGAUCGUGUGAUGAGGGUGGCUGUCCAGGAGUGUGGGGUUGCUAAUGAAGUUUUUGAUAUGUUGACGCAGUUUGUUGGAGGAACAUCUCAGGAAAUUAAAGAUCACUGCAACAUGCUCAUGGAAAAUGAUCCACCUAUAGAAAAAAUGACCUCUGAAAGUUCGAGGGAGACGGGAUUUGUAGACAGUCUGUUACUGGAAAAAAGCCUGGCUGCUGCUUUAGAUUCUUUUGACAAUAUAUUUUGUCGACGUUGUCUGGUAUUUGACUGCCAUUUGCAUGGUUGUUUUCAAGAUGUAAUUAACCCGAAUGAAAAGCAGCCAUUCACAUUUGAUCACGACGAUGACCGUAAACCCUGUGGUGAUCAAUGCUAUCUUCAGAUGCAUGCUGUGAAGAAUUUGCCGAAGAAUUCACGAGUAGAUUCCCUGAACGAGCAUAAAACAUCUGAGGAGAAAGCACAUUUUCCAGAAAGCAAAGGAAGGUCCUCAAUACUUCAACCUACAGAUUCGUUAGCUGCACCAACAGAAUUGGUUUUGGAGGAAUUCCAAAGUUCAUCCAAUAAGAAACUUGAGCUGAAUGACACGAAUCUUUUGGACAAUAGUACAAGUUUAGAGCGCCAGUUCUCUGGAAAAAGUGGACCCAUUGUAUAUGAACUCGAGAGGGACGAUGUCCAAGAUAAAGGGAAAGAUAUCACUGAACUCCCAUUGAAGCAGGCAUCCAAUUCCAUUGAAAGAUCAGUUAAAGUUAUGCAUAGAUGGAAACCUUUUGAAAAAGACUUAUACUUGAAAGGAUUAGAGAUAUUUGGAAGAAAUAGCUGCUAUAUAGCUAGGAAUUUGCUCGCGGGUCUUAAAACUUGCAAGGAAGUGUCGACUUAUAUGUAUGGUGAUGGAGCUGUGAUGUCUCGUGGAUCCUCAGCUAUGUGCUUUGAAGAUGUUUGGAAAGCCGACAUGGAUCAUAUGAUAUAUGAAGAGUUAAAUUUUCCAGUCAAGUCGAGGAUGUGCCGUAAAAGGGGUAGAGUGCGGAAGGUAAAAUCUUCGUGGAAGUCUGCUGGGCAUCCAUCCCUGUGGAAAAGGACUGCAGAUGGUAAAGAUCUUCCGUGUGCUCAAAGAGCUGUAAGAAUCGGUUCAGAGGAUGCCACUGUGCUAAAAGCCAUUGCAAAAGCCGGCAAUGCCCUUGUUUUGCAGCUGGCCGUGAAUGUGAUCCUGAUGUUUGUCGAAAUUGUUGGCUGUGGCGAUGGAUCAUUAGGAGAACCACCAAGAAGAGGAGAUAGUCAGUGUAGUAACAUGAAGCUCCUCCUCAGACAACAGCAAAGGAUCCUCUUGGCGAAGUCAGAUGUUGCUGGUUGGGGAGCAUUUCUUAAGAACACUGUCAACAAAAAUGAGUACCUUGGAGAAUAUACUGGUGAAUUAAUCUCCCACCGAGAAGCCGAUAAACGGGGUAAAAUCUACGAUCGUGCUAAUUCAUCAUUCCUCUUUGACUUGAAUGACAAGGCAAAAGAUAUUCUCAAAAUAUUUUCGGGUUGGUUUCAGUAUGUACUCGAUGCAUGCCGCAAGGGAGACAAGUUGAAAUUCGCAAACCACUCAUCAACUCCAAACUGUUACGCAAAAGUUAUGUUGGUGGCUGGUGAUCACCGUGUCGGAAUAUAUGCCAACGAGCGUAUUGAAGCUGGUGAGGAGCUUUUCUAUGACUAUCGUUAUGGGCCCGACCAAGCGCCCUCAUGGGCCCGAAAGCCCGAGGGCCCAAAGAGAGACGAUAUCAGCUUUUCUCAAGGCCGAGCAAAAAAACACCAAUCGGGUUGAGACUUUGAGAGUUACCAUUAUCUUGAUGGCUGUUACUCUUUAUUGUUACAAGUAAUUAUAGGAAUAGUCUUUUAGACAGCAUAAAGUUAGAUGAAAUGAACUACAUAUUCUUAUAUAGCUUCUUGUUGUGUUUUGUAUUUUCUAGUUUUGUACUCACUCAAUAAGACUGGCCAACAAUUGUGUCAAGAUAUUUCUACAAAAAGUAAAUAAAAAUGGAUUCAAGACA
Messenger RNA from Striga asiatica, 3654 nucleotides. NCBI's taxonomy places the organism in Eukaryota, Viridiplantae, Streptophyta, Magnoliopsida, Lamiales, Orobanchaceae. The record is from the annotation of a GenBank genome assembly.